Molecule: messenger RNA, 3348 nt
Organism: Vanessa tameamea
Lineage: Eukaryota; Metazoa; Arthropoda; Insecta; Lepidoptera; Nymphalidae
Gene: RabGGTa
Product: geranylgeranyl transferase type-2 subunit alpha
Exons: 10
Coding region: 134-1729 (531 amino acids)
Biological process (GO): protein geranylgeranylation
Cellular component (GO): Rab-protein geranylgeranyltransferase complex; cytoplasm
Molecular function (GO): protein binding; Rab geranylgeranyltransferase activity
Source: RefSeq, a predicted model, not a curated record
AUUAAAUGUUAAAGUACAAUAUUAUUACUCAUUUUAUGUUUAAAAACUCUAGAAAAUUGUAAAAAACAAAAAAAAAUUUAAUAUUUCCAUCAAUACUACUUCAUACAUAAUUUGACUAACAGAUCUUAUCAUAAUGCACGGUAGAGUUAAAGUACGAACAUCAGAAGAAGAAAAGGCAAGAAAGGAAAAGGAGAGACAAGAAAAGUUAAAACAUUUUAAAUAUGCUAUGCUCAAGAUAUUUACAAAACGUAAGAAUAUUGAGCAAGAUCAAGAGCAAUUAGAUCUCACUGGAAAAGUUUUGACAUCUAAUCCUGAUAUUUAUACUCUAUGGAAUAUAAGAAGAGAAGUAUUAACCAUUUUGAGUAAAACCAGUGACAGUGAGAAAAAUGUUUCAAAGUUAUAUGAUUCUGAACUAAGCUUAACUGAAUAUUGUUUAAAAAUUAAUCCCAAAUCAUACUGUUCAUGGCAUCAAAGAGAAUGGGUGCUUACUACGAGAUCCGAUCCUGAUUGGAAGAAGGAACUUGCAUUGUGUGAUACAUAUCUCAAAUUAGAUGAGAGAAACUUUCAUACAUGGGAUUAUCGCCGUUUUGUGGUCAGUCAAUGCAAGCCUCCGCUGCAAGAAGAAUUUGAUUUUACAACUGAAAAGAUAUAUGACAACUUUUCGAAUUAUUCAGCUUGGCAUUACAGAAGCAAAAUGUUGUUAGAAUUGUAUCCCGAUUUGAAGGGAGGAAGACCAAUUCAAGAUAAUCAUCAUAAGCAUGAACUAAAAAUGGUUCAAAGUGCAGCUUUUACUGACCCAGAUGAUACAAGUGCCUGGUUUUAUCAGAGAUGGUUGUUAGGUGCAGUCAAAGCCACAGUUCAAGUUGUUGCAUUUAUUGUUACACCAAGAAAAACAACCAUUGCUUGGAACAAAUGUGUUUCGAUUGAUUAUGUAAAUAACAAUAUAAAUGUAUAUAUUAAUAAUAACAUAAUAAAUGGCAAAUGGAUACCCUGCAAUGCACAUGAAUAUGACGAUUUAUGGAUUUUGGAACACAAUGAAGAAAUCAACAAUAAUAUAGACAUAAAGAUUGAGCAUACACAAAUAGAUGAAGAGAAAGAAAUCAUUAAUUGCAAACAAUAUGAACCUUGUGUUUAUGUAGGAAAAAGUAAAAUUAAUUUCCAAAAUCAAUAUUCAGAGCCUGUUGUACAAGAACUGACCGAGCAACUGGAUGCAUGUCGACAGUUAUUAGUUUUGGAGCCUGAUAAUAAAUGGACUCUGCUAACAACAACCGUAUUCUUGCAUUGUAUAAAUGCAAAAUUAUAUCACAAAGAAGUAAUAGAAAAUCUACAAAUAUUGAAAGAUUUAGAUUCCUUGAGAGCUGGAUACUACAAUGAUUUAAUAACCAAGUGGAAUAUUGAGCAACAAUUACCAAGUGAUUAUCAAGACGAUAGUCUCCACUACAAAAGUGGAUCUAAGGAAAAGCUAACCAGUCUACCUCAUUUUCAAUAUUACAGUUAUUGCAAAACUGUUGAUUUGUCCAAUCAAGAUCUUACUUCAAUGACAUUACCAUUUUUAAUAAAGUUACAACAUUGUAAGGAACUGGAUCUGUCUGGCAACAAAUUAACUACAUUGAAAGAAUUUCCCAAUUUACAAUUAGAAGUAUUGAAUCUACAAGACAAUUCUAAUUUGAGUUCAGAAGAUAUUGAAUUAUUUAAAGAAAAGCAUAAAACAAUAAAAGUAAUAUUUUAGUUACCUAAAGUAAUAAAUAUAAUUAAUAUUAAUUAUUGUUUAUGAGGUUUUUAUUAAAAGAUUUAAAAAAUAAAAAUAAUAUUUGCACAAUAUAUUUAUAAUUUUAAAAAUAGAUAAUUUUAUGUGUUAAAUAUUUUUUAAUGUAUUUUGUAUAUAUUUGUAUAAUAAACGUAUGAUCACUCUUGGAUUGAUUUUCUGCAAAUUAUUUCUGAAUAUCAAGGCAUAGUGAAAUAAUUCUCAUAGGAGUCCAAAGAAAAUUUCAACAAUAUAUUUUGUAUUGUAUAUUUUGUUCCAUGAUAAUAAAUAUACAAAAGAAGAUGUAUAUUGCUUUAAUGUCAUGCAUAUUGGAACAGUUUAUAAAUUAUGUUUAACUGAGUUAAAACUUGUGUGUGAUAGUUUUUAGGUUUUACAUCACAAGUGCUUAAAACAAAAUUAAUUUGCUUAAGCAAAAUGUAAUGCAGCAAGCAUGAUAGCAAUGAUAGGUAUGUAAUUAAAAUAUUAAACUGAAUUAUUAAAAUAUUGCUUUUAUUAUUAUAUAAAAAUUGCCAUAUUUAUAUUAGGCUAAAAAACUUUUUUUACUUUAACAUAAGUAUAUACUUGUUGUUGUAUAUUAUUCGUAAUUAUUAUCACUUUAUAUAACAAAACAAUACCUCUUAAAUAUUAUUUGGCACAUAGUACCUCUGUAUGCAAUAAUUCUAUGAACUAUGUUUAUACAAAUAAAAAACAGAAUUAAUUAUGCAUUAACCAACUUUAUUGCUAUCUUUUGUACUUUUAACUUUACGCAUUUUUAAUCACUGAAUUGUAUUAUAGAUGAAAUUAGUUCAUGAACAGAUAUUAUCAAAGGAUCCUCAUCCCAAAACAAUUUACCACAGCUUUCACAAAGACAAGCUGUUUUGAAAGAUGUUGAUAAUUUCUGUACAUUGCUUAUAUCAAUUAAAGCACCCAUACUUGUCACACAAGAUUUAUUUUGAGAUGUUACGGGUUGGCAUAAAUAUAUAUCAUCUCCAUCUGAAUCACUGAGAAAAUUAUCAUAAUAUGGGUCUUCUUCUUCAUUAUCGCUUGCAUACCUUUUGUUAUUUGUAUUGGUAUUACUUGGCAUAUUAUACAAAUUACAAAUAUCAAUAACUUCACCUGAAGUCAGUUUUUUUAAGUCUGUAAAAUUACAAUGUAAACAUCUGCUUAAAAGGUCACUUCGUGUAACAACUAUAUUAUAAUUGGAAAAUGUGUUUUGCACUUGAUCUUUAAUAUUACCCUGACUUAAAUCUAAUAUUAAAUUUUGGGCAAAACGAGCUGUGGGUGAACAUUUUAAUUUAGCUGUUAAAAUAAAACGAUUUUCCAGUAUAGCUAAAUUAACUGUAUCAUGCCAUAGCUUUGAUGAAGAUACAACAAUUGUAUCAAUGCCACAAUAUCUGAAAUAUGCUAAUAAAUGAGAUAAUUCAUGUUCAACAAUUAUUUUUACAUCUUUGCUUGAUUUUGGUUUAAAAUCCAAUGUACAUGCCUGUAAUCUGUCUGCCACUGUAAUCUUCUUUACACUUUUUAAUUUUCUCUCCAACAUAACAUCAUUACAGAUGUCAUCAAAAUUUAUUUUUUGUUCAACACAUAACUUUUGCAGAUAAUAA